This is a messenger RNA of Betta splendens (Siamese fighting fish), 640 nucleotides long. RefSeq names its product succinate dehydrogenase complex assembly factor 1 (gene sdhaf1). The transcript is spliced from 2 exons. The coding region runs from base 172 to 420 and encodes 82 amino acids. Gene Ontology annotation, cellular component: mitochondrion. The record is from RefSeq and is a predicted model, not a curated record. NCBI's taxonomy places the organism in Eukaryota, Metazoa, Chordata, Actinopteri, Anabantiformes, Osphronemidae. Gene Ontology annotation, biological process: mitochondrial respiratory chain complex II assembly.
CUUCAAAAGAUCGACUCUGUGCCGCGCGAGACUGCUCCAGUUGGACAUCUGUAGUUGCGCAAAGACUGUAAAUCAACCUGUUGUACUUUAGUAUGUGUAGGUAUUUGCGUUUCUCUCCUAGUGUCCCAUCUGAUUCAAGGCUGUUUCUCUUGUAAGAGUUCAUAUUUUCCCAUGUCACAUCACAGUAAGCUGCAGAAGCAGGUCCUGGCUCUGUACCGACAGCUCCUGAGAGCGGGUCAGCGAAAACCGGGCUUCACGCCACGAAUCCGAGAUGAGUUCAGAGAGAAUGCUCAGAUCAAGAGAACGGACGUGAUGCACAUCGAAUACCUGUACCGACGAGGACAGAGGCAGCUGGAGCAGCUGAAGGACGUCAACACCAAACAACUGGGCUCCUUCUCCAAACCCAAAGAUUCCAUUUGACCUUGAACCUGCAAUGAGCUAACCUUAAUAACACCACCAGAACCUGGGCGUCAAAGUGAGGCUCUGAGACCCUGCAUUCAGAUCCAGUGGAGAAACAUUUACUCAGUAGUAGUCUGGUCUUGAUCCAGCCUUAAAUACAUUAAAAUCACACACACUCGUGACACAUUAACGCUGAUGUGUCACUGUCAGAUUAUUAAAAGCACAAAACUGUAGAAAUGCA